AGACGGCGAGAGAGGGAAAGAGAGGGAGGGUGAAGGAGAGAGAGAGAGUGUCAGCAGCAAAAGGCUGGGAAGCUGCAGAGUGUAAUAGAGAGAGAGAUAGAGAUGUUUUGCAGAGGAGCGACAUGCUGUGCAGGGGGGAAAGCAGACAGCUGAAAGAGAGGUUGUUUUUAUGCCAUUGUUUUUAGGUGUCUCUCGCCCUCACAGUCUCUCUCUCUCCUCUCCCAGCCAGCAGCGUUUGAAACUUUAGGGGGGCUCCCUCUUUAAUGGUACGUCAAAGGGAGGAGGAGGAGGAGGAGGAGAAGGAGGAGGAGGAGGAGGGCGACUUGUGGAUCUCCGCAUUCAUAAUCUCCCUGGUUUAUCCACCCCCCCUCCUGCCCGGCACUCACAGGGGAUCGGCACACGAAAGGGGUGGUGGUGGGGGUGCGUUGCCGCGGGAGACUAUUUGACAGACAGACCAGAGACGGGAGCAGGAGCGGGGAGGCUCUGAUACAGGUGGUGCACUGCAACUCGGGAUCUUUCUCUCGUUCGCACGCUCCCCUCCUCUUUCUCAUUCACUUUUUUUUUAUCAAUUCCCCCCGUGGGGACCGGCAUCCAGUCUCAGCGCCGCCGGUAAGGACGCCACUGAGGAGAACCUCAGGAUUAGUUGUUGUUUUUGUCUUUCCUCUGCAGCUGAUGCAGAUGUUUUUAGAUGAGAGGUGGGCGAGCGAAUAUUAGGUGCGUCACUUUAAAAACAGCAAGCAGGGGAACAGACCACCUUACUGCGCGAGUGACCACGGCAGUGUCCACCUGCUGGAUUUGGACCCGGAACGCAUGCCUGCUGCUGAGAGAGAAGAGGAGGAGAGACGAAGGAGAGCGGGACAAGAGGGGGAUGUGAGAGAUCCCGGGGCAAGAAUGAGAGUUGAUGAGAUGAGAGAAAAGAGUGCCAUUUUCUGACUGGAUUUACAAGCUGAGGAGAGUAGCUGUGAGGUAAAUAAACAGGGUCAACUUGGAAGAGAGAGGUCACUGUGCUGAGCUGUUGUCGUGACGAUGGGAUGUCCUGUGCCAAUACAGCUGCUGUUGACGCUGUUGCUACUGCUGUUGCUGUUCCAGCUGCCAGGGCACCUGGGGCAGGUCAGUCCAUCUCUGCCCCCGGGAUCGACUGCCUCCCUGCUGCUCACCUCCCCCCUUCCCCCCACCAAAGAAGCGAAAGACGGUGUUCCCCCCAACACCACGUCCAGUCCAAGCAUGGCCACCAGCACUGGGGGUGAGCUGGACGAGGAGGAGGAGGAGGAGGAGGAGGUGGUGGAGGAGGAAGAAGACUGGUCCCCAGCGGAGGCGUAUCUUAAUACGGGCGACGCUGCCACUCUGGCUUCAUCUGCCUGCCCCCGGUCGUACCGUCUGCCUCCACAGCGAGGCGGCCUGCCCCUGGACCUGGGCCCGCUCCUGCGCCCCGUGACCACGUCGCUGGCCAACGCCGCUAACUUCCUCAACCUGAUCUUCCAGGCCAGCGAGCUGCGGGAGAUCAGCAUCCGCGAGGACCUGGAGUGGUACCACGCGCUGGCGCGCUCGCUGCUGGAGGGCGACCGCCCCGGCCUGGUGCGCCGCGCCCUGCUCACCUUCGACGCCGACCCGCUCGCCCUGCGUCCCCAGCUGGUCCUCCGCGCCUCCCGCGGCCCCCAGAGCUUCCGCCGCCGCGGCCUCCCCUUCUUCUCCUCCUCCUCCUCCUCCUCCUCCUCCUCCUCCUCGCCGCCGGGGACGCUGCCCCGGGAGAUCCUCCUGCAGGACUUCACCGGCGCCUGGGAGAGUCUCCACCCGCCGCCCCCGGCUCCCGACGACAGCUGGUUCAUGGCUCUGAAGUUCGCCGCGCCGCCGCAGGUCCUCGCCGCCCUGAGCAAGCGGUCGCUCGUCAAUGACCUGCUGACCCUGGAGACACCCAAGUGGGCGCGCGGGGACAGCUACGUCACCAACAGCAGUGGCGUGCGCUGGGCCGACGCGCCCUUCCUGGAGUGUGAAGACGGCCGCUUCCUGCCCGGCUGGUUGAUGACGCUCACUAUGCCUUUUUACGGCCUCAAGCCUGACCUCAGCCCUGAGUUUAGAGGUGUGAUUCGCGUGGAUGUCAAUAUUCAGGGCUACGAUAUUGACCAGUGUGCCGUAGGGGACGUGUGGUUCGCCGACACCCACGUGUGCAACCGCACCAGCAUGGUGUGUGAACCCAUCCCGGGCCAGGGUUUCCGACUGGGUCAGUACUGCUGUGGCUGCAAAGAGGGAUUCUACAGCCCCACACAGGCCAAGCAGGCCGCAGUCCCUGGCGGUGGCAGUGCCAACGGGACCCGGGCCUGUUACCCCUCCAUGCCCAUCUGCCUGCCCUGCUGGCCGGGCUGCCCGCGCUGUGACGACGGCUCUCCCUGCUGGGUCCAGGAGGACUGGCUGCUGCGGGGGGCUGUGCUCACAGUGCAAGGCCUCUUCAUGCUGCUCGUCUUCCUCAGCAUGCUCGUCACCUACCAGAACCGGGGAACCAAGAGGAUACGUGCAUCGGGUCUCUUGCUGCUGGAGACGAUCCUGUUUGGGUCACUGCUGCUCUAUUUCCCAGUCUUCAUCCUGUUCUUCAGACCCAGUACUUUCCGCUGUAUCCUGCUCCGAUGGGUCCGACUGCUGGGCUUCGCCAUUGUUUACGGCACCAUGACCCUGAAGAUGUACAGGGUUCUAAAGGUGUUCCUCUCACGCACCGCCCAGAGGGUGCCUUACAUGUCCAGCACCAGCCUGCUGAGGAUGCUGGGCGUGAUGGUGGCCACCGUGAGCUGGUUCCUGUUUGCAUGGACCGCCGGUGUCCUGCAGAACCGCGACCGCAAUGUUCCGCUCCUCGUCGUCGCCACCACGUCUGACGGCCAGGGCUUCAAUCAGUGCGACAUUGACCGCUGGGACUAUAUGAUGGCCCUGGCGGAGCGCCUGUUCCUGUGCUGGGGCCUCUUCCUGUGCAGCGCUGUGAAGCCCGUGCCCUCGGCCUUUCAUGAGCCUCGCUACAUGAGCAUCGCUAUCCACAACGAGAUGUUCCUGUCCUGCAUGUUUCAUCUCCUCCAUUUUUCCCAUCCCAGUCUUCAUCCUGACUGGACCCUCCUGCUGGAGUUCACACACACCCAUGCCACCAUCACCGUGACACUGGCACUGCUCUUCGCUCCAAAGUUCCUACACGUGUCCCACCCAGGGCGGGAGGUGAUAGCAGCUGAGGUGUAUGAGGAUGAGGUGGAUCUACGCCGUAACUACCUCAACAGCAGCUUCACCUCUGCUUGGAGUGACCAUAGCGUCGAGCCUGAGGACAUCCGGGACGAGCUGAAAAAAUUGUACUCUCAGUUGGAGGUCGCUAAGAAUAAGAAGAUGGCAAACAGCAACCCCCACAUUUCUAAGAAGCAAGGCUCGCGUUUUGGGAUUGGGCGUUCCAUCAUGAAACGCAUAGCAGAUUUUCCAGAGACGUUAUCACGGCAACAUAGCCGAGAAGACGGAAGUGCCACGCGUUCUCGAUCGCCAAGCUUGUUUUCUGCCGCCUCAAGGAAGCCCACUGAGAUAACCUAUGUCAACUAUAAGGAAGAAUACCCCAGAGAAGCAUCCCCAAACAUGCUGACCAAAUCCCAAAGUAUUUAUGACUAUGCUCAUUCAAGGACUCCUUCAAGGACUCCUUCAAUUGCUGGGUCCUUAACACCAAUAUUAGUGGACAAGAGGUUUUCCCAGUAUUCGCAACAUUCCCAGCAUUCCCAAUACUCUGAGUACUCCCAACACUCACAAACAGAGUCUAUCGAGGCAUCGCCAAUGGUAUGCAAGUCAGCGAGUACCCACAACCUUUCAAUUAACAAAAACUUCCUACAUCCUGGCGACAGCAGGCGUCAGAAGUCAUUGAGUGCCGUUGUGAGCAGUACAGACUAUUACUCCACGAUGGGAGAGGCGGCACAGAGUGGCGCCACAACCCCAGAGCUAAAACAUGCCGGCAGCAUAAAAGAGCAGACGACGAAGGCCCUUCUUGCUCAGUCGUUUGACAAAGCUGAUGUCUGUCCUUGGGAAAUUGAGGCGGAGAGGCGACCUAGCAAGAAACACGUUACUAUUUCUAUAGCCCAGAAUGAGGGGGACGAGCCCCCUGAGAAGUCACCUACCCUGAUCAUUUGCCCGUGGGAUAAUGUUGACACCCUGCCCACAACCACAAAGCAGAAGAGCAUAGACAGCGUGGACUCAGAUAGUGACUCAAUCAGGCUGAGGGCUCCGAUCUCCUCAAGUGCUCCAGCAUCGCCAUCUGCACAGGGCAAGCCCAAGGAGCUUCGUGUUUUCUCCUUCCGCUCUGCCACUAAAGGCCUCAUUGCUGCAAAGGGGAUAAUUAACGAAAAGGGGAGACUCACUGCUACUCUGUCUGUUGAAGUGCCGAAGAAGACCCCUCUGCUGCAGAGAAGAAGCAUGACAACAAUCCAGGGUAAACAUGGACUAGUAAAGCAAAAUGCAAUAAGAUAUUCCUCCACUGAUUCUGCAGAGAGAAGCCCCUACAGACAGGCUAACCCUGAAGUUCUCGUCUGUCCCUGGGAGUCGGAAUCGGAGCUGACAGACACAUUCUCGCCUCAGAGCAGUUUUAGGAGAAAGGGUUCAGGCACUGAUGGAAGGGCCAGACCCAUAAUGUUGACAGUGCCAGCCAGGCAACAAAGCAUAAAGGCUGAUGUUUGUCCCUGGGAGGUGGCGGAACCACAAGCUGGUAGUGCAAAUGUGUGUCCUUGGGAUGCGCCGGAUGCUGCUGUACCUCAGGUUAGCCAGGGGUCUCUCAAGUCAAAUACUGGGGUGCCCCAACCAGCUGAGAGAGUGAUUUACGUCAACAAUGCUAGGGGGACACCAGAGCCAAGUCGAGCGCCAAAGAGACAGGACACAGUCCCUACUGAGGUGCGUCCAUGGGAUUCAGUGGAAUCGGCACAAAAGCAAGAUGGCCCCCGGGCAAAUGUUUGCCCAUGGGAGUCUGGGGAGCCAGACGAUGCUGGGGAUAAAAAAUCGGGCCAGAGUGCAACAGCUGUCAAGAAAUCCCCACAGUUGACAAAACAGGUGACCAUCACUGCGGAAGCGUGCCCAUGGGAGUUCACUGAGCAACCUGAUACAGUUCAAAUUAAUAUUUGUCCUUGGGAGUCUGAAAGCCCAAAACCUCCACUGUCAAAGCAGGCAGCUGUGGUCCAUUCAAGCCAGGAGUCCAUUGACAGAGAAAAACAACCUAAAGGGACUCCAAAAUUACAACAGCAAGACAGUGUUCAUGCAAAUGUUUGCCCUUGGGAAACAGAAGAAAGCCCAACGCCGAAGGAUGGAGAAGGAACCAAAUGUCCCGUGCCAGUUAAGGCUGUCCCUAAAGUAUCUCCGACACUGUCAAGGCAUACAACAACUUCAGUUGAAAAAUGUCCAUGGGAUUUCCCUGCACCUCCUCCAAUAGCAAAUGUCUGUCCGUGGGAGGCCGAAAGUGUAGAGCCGCAACCUACUGAAACACAGCAGGCAACUAGGACAAUGUCCAGACAAGGGUCCAACUCCUCUAAAGCUAGUGUUAAGCCAUUCCAGAAACACGACAGUGUCAAAGGGAAUGUCUGCCCAUGGGAAUCUCAGGAACCUGAAGGGUCAGUGCAACAAGAUGACACCAGAGCAGAAGCCUGUCCGUGGGAAACAGAGAGCGCAACCAAGACCCUUCAGAAACAAGAUGACACCAGAGCAGAAGCCUGUCCGUGGGAAACAGAGAGCGCAACCAAGACCCUUCAGAAACAAGAUGACACCAGAGCAGAAGCCUGUCCGUGGGAAACAGAGAGCGCAACCAAGACCCUUCAGAAACAAGAUGACACCAGAGCAGAAGCCUGUCCGUGGGAAACAGAGAGCGCAACCAAGACCCUUCAGAAACAAGAUGACACCAGAGCAGAAGCCUGUCCGUGGGAAACAGAGAGCGCAACCAAGACCCUUCAGAAACAAGAUGACACCAGAGGAGAAGCCUGUCCGUGGGAAACAGAGAGCGCAACCAAGACCCUUCAGAAACAAGACAGUACCAGAACUGUUUGUCCGUGGGAAACAGGAGGCACUGAGGAAACAAAGGCAGAUGACAGCACUGGUGCUACCGGCACCACCCCCAGCAAAGAGGACAACGUGGUACCGGCUGCAGAACAAAGAAAUGUACGAUCUCCAACUGAAAGCACAGGAGAUGGGGACGCAGAAAGGAUCAACGAGCCCCUGGAGCGGCGUGACGCUCUGUGCCCGUGGGCCAUGGAGAGGACCGAACACGACGACAACUCCGACGUGUUCACUUGGGAGGAGAACAUUCCAGAAGAGGACGAGGACCUGGAUGCUGAAUGUGCGGCGGAAGCGUUUGUCUUCCCAUCUGAUUUGGGCUAAGAUUUUGUCAUGACAUUAACUGUAAACCCUUGCCAUCACAGACAGCCUGCCACUGAGGUCAAUGAUGAGCGACACGGGUUGUGAUAGGCUAUGGGUUGUGAUUGGCCCCCCCACUAAUGAACACAACACUGGACAGACAGCUCUCCCCACUCCCCAGACUCCUUAAUGCUCUUUCACCCUUUGCUCAACUUCAUAUUAUGUGUAUCUUUUAUGUGUGAAGUAGUAAGUCCCUCUCUAACUUCAUGUAAUGCUUCGUUAGCCCAAAAAUCGAAUGACUUAAACUGAGACGUCUAAAUAUCGAUUGUUGGGAGGAAUGUGUGCUUAUAGAAUGUGUAUUAUCUUUUUCUGAUUUGUCAUUAUUACUCGCAAGGUUCUCCUGAAAACAGUUGCUGCUAAGAGACACUUUUCCAAUCCAAGUUCUCUUCAGUGACAUACUGUGGUAAAGGAUGCACUGCACGUUCCAUCCAACUGACAAGUGAAGGACUUUGGAGGAAGGAAAUGGAAGCAAAUGAAUCCAUCUUUUUUGAAUCCAUGGCAACAAGAGAACAGAAAGAUGUUAUGGCCUGUGCAGCCAAAUUUUGCAAAUGCACAGGUCAGUGUGAGAUGAGUG
Molecule: messenger RNA, 6964 nt
Organism: Clupea harengus (Atlantic herring)
Lineage: Eukaryota; Metazoa; Chordata; Actinopteri; Clupeiformes; Clupeidae
Gene: gpr179
Product: G protein-coupled receptor 179
Biological process (GO): G protein-coupled receptor signaling pathway
Cellular component (GO): membrane
Molecular function (GO): G protein-coupled receptor activity
Source: RefSeq, a predicted model, not a curated record